This is a messenger RNA of Hippocampus zosterae (dwarf seahorse), 7193 nucleotides long. RefSeq names its product zinc finger protein 516-like. The record is from RefSeq and is a predicted model, not a curated record. NCBI's taxonomy places the organism in Eukaryota, Metazoa, Chordata, Actinopteri, Syngnathiformes, Syngnathidae. The coding region runs from base 783 to 4061 and encodes 1092 amino acids. The transcript has 5 exons. Gene Ontology annotation, biological process: regulation of DNA-templated transcription. Gene Ontology annotation, cellular component: nucleus. Gene Ontology annotation, molecular function: DNA-binding transcription factor activity, RNA polymerase II-specific; RNA polymerase II cis-regulatory region sequence-specific DNA binding.
AUCGGUGAAACGGCAGAGACCAGAAGGACACACUCACAGAGUGGAGUGUGAGAGGAACCUGUACUCUUCCACAACAUCAGGAGACAGGGAUCUACAACAGAUAAUAUUUUAUUGGCUUCAAGGGAAGACACGUAAUACUAAACAAUCCAUGUUAACCUUGACUGGAUCCGGACUCUUGACAUUUGCUUUUUGGAGCGGCUCGCCGUUUUUUUGUGUGUGCGUAUGCUGGGGGCUUCAACGGUGUUUCAACUGGUCGAUGAUGUAGAUGUUUGCCGAUCUGUGCAAAUUAUGAAGAUGGAGGACAGAUGCCAGUGAAAUGACUGAAGAAAGGAAGUGUGGUAUAAUAAUCAUAUCAAGACGUUUUGAAACGGUACAUGGAGAGAUGAAGAAUUAAGAACCCUGAAAAGUCCAUUUUUAUUCAGAUACAUUUGAACAGCAGAUACAACAUUGGAAGAUAUCUUUUCGAUCAUGUUGACAUUUUAAGGCACGCACAUGUUUUCCUUAUGUUGUGGUACUGAUUUCGCAGAUUAACUCAGACUGACCAAAAUUACUGACAGUCAUCGAUGAAGGUGGCAAGAUGUCAUUGUUUCCUGGAACCGGACCGUGUUAAAUGAAUUGUUGUGAUAGCAGCUUUGUCUGUGGAUGACUGCAGGCAGAUAACAUUUUAAUUAAGUAACAAAGGCCCACCUUACAUCUCUAGAUGUGCAACAGCAGAUAGCGUCAAAUUUAUCCUUUUUUUUUUUGCCUCAAAGAGGCCAAACAAACAGGGUACAUCAAAUCUCAUGAUGAAUCCCAGUGUGCGGGUGAUGGACACUCAGGUGAGGAAUCAGAGGGAAAAGUUGACAGCCACCAAGGUCAAUUCCAAACAUGAUAUUGAGGGUGAGGAUGACAAAAUACCAGGGUCUUAUGACUGCAGUGUUUGCGGCCGCAGCUUCCCUUUCUUGAGCUCUUUGUCUCAGCAUAUGAGACGCCAUACUGGUGCACGGCCUUAUAAAUGCCCCUACUGUGACCACAGGGCCUCUCAGAAGGGCAACCUCAAAGUUCAUAUACGCAGCCACAAACUGGGCACGCUUUCUAGCCACCACUCCAAUGAGGACGAAGUGGGGGGCGCAGAGGAAGAGGAGAUGAGUGUUUCAGAGGGGCUGGAUGGAGGCACAAGUCCAACCAAGAGCAGUUCAGCUUGUAAUCAGAUGAUCAAUCGCGACGGUGCCGAAGAAAGUCGCAGGAAAGUGGCUGUGAGGGGGCUGAAACGAGAGAAACCUGUAAGUGAUCAGCUGCCUUACUGCUGCCGACUUUGUGGCUAUGAGGCCCAGCGGGAGGACCAGCUCCUCAGUCACAUUGAGAAGGUCCACAUCACUGUCGACACGGGCGAGCAGAUGUGUCUUAAGGAAGAAGCUGUGGCCGAAGCGGCUGAAUCACAGUGUGAUGAGACCUUUUCCUGUGAAACCUGCGGUCAGGUGUUCACCCAAGCCUGGUUCUUGAAGUCACACAUGAAGAAACAUGCUGGGAUCUUGGACCACUGCUGUCAAAUAUGUGGAAGACGUUUCCGCGAAGCUUGGUUUCUGAAAUCACACAUGAAAACACACAACACCAGAUCACGGUCUCGUGCAAAAUCUGAUUCUGUUGAGCAUCCUGCCACUAUUAAUGAUGUAGCACAGGGCCCUGAAAUUGUUGGCUCUGUUGCGUCCGUCUACCAAAUGUGCUCUAAAUGCGGGAACCUGUUUCAUAGCAAACAGAGCCUGAGGGCUCAUGAUAAAGUCCACAGUCUCAGUUAUGGAAAGAAACCUCAGUACCAGUCACAACACACUGAUGAUAAUGAUGAUAUACCAGCCGCAAAAAGACGUUUACUUGACUAUUUAGGCCUUCAGCCUGUUGCAGCAAAAGCCGAUGAGGAAAAAGGAAGUGCUAAGCUACUGGGUCAGAGAAUCCCAGAGCUUGAUCCAGUUUGCAGCUACCAAGCAUGGCAUUUAGCAACCAAAGGAAAAGUUGUAGAACCAAUAGAGAACAACAAGGUUUCCAGUGAUGGAGGAAGUAUUGGAGAGGAAGACAAUGCUACUGCCGUUGUAGUUGAUGAGAAAGAGAACAAUGGUUACGCCCUUCAAAUUCAAGAAAAACGCAGCACAGGUCGCCGCAGCACCUCUGGUUUGGGAAACCAAGCUUCAUCUGGAGACCAGACGCCAGAGAACCUCAGUGAUUCCGAGUACCGACCAUCAUCUCGACAGGAACGGAGCCGGCCAUCCCAGUCUCAAGGUCCCGCUAAGUCCAUUAAGUGCUUUGAAUGUGGGAAGGUGUUCCGCAGUCGUCACCAGGUGAUUGUUCACCAGCGAGUCCACAGAAAGGAUGCGGGCAGGACACCGAUGGGCGACAAGGAAAAAAAUGGAAGUAAAGACCAGUGGAGCUCCACCAGUGAUCCAGAACCAGGCUCCCCAAACCGACCCUUUACCCCAGGGUAUGGAGAUUCACCACCAGCCUCCACAUUCAGAGACCAGGCAUCUGAGAUGGGCACGGCUAACUCAGGAAAGUUUACAGAUGAGAGGCCUUAUAUCUGCAGCUUUUGUGACUUUGUUACCACUGAAUCACAUACCUACCUGGCUCAUGUUCAUGUCCAGCAUUCGGCUGCUGUCGAAGACAGAACUGGCCCCAUUCCUACAGUCCCCCCAAAUGGAUAUCCAAAACUGAAGAAAGCCCUCCUGCUAGGUCUAGAAAAUAUUCCAUCCCCUCCUGCUCAUUCUUCCACUUGCUCUUCUCCCCCAGAGCCUGUUUCGAGCCCUGUGGAUUUAUGUAUGAGGGCUGAGGGUCACAGGGGCCAAGCCCCACUAACCAUAGACAGGAAAAUACUCCCUAACCACAAAUGCUCCUUCUGCUCCCAUUGUACACUCUAUCCUGAGGUUCUGUGGAUGCACCAGACUGUGGCUCACCGCAUGACCAGUGGUAGCUCCAAUCUGGUUCCUAAAUGGGCGCUUAAAAACAACAACAAUGGGCCAAGAGACUUGUCCUCCAGGAGACGUACUGGCCCCCCACCAGUAUUGGAGGGUAAGGAAUGCCCCCCACUGCCAAUAGUUGUGCAUGCCCAACGCACACGGCCUCCAAACAAGACCAAUGAAGUGCUAAAAAAGAACAAAACGGGUUGUCGUGCAGAUACAGCAUCGUCAUCAUGCCCUCACUCUUCAUCUUUAUUGCUGAGACCCUCCACAUCCACUUUAGGAUCUCAUGCCACAAAAGUCCCUCAGAGUCAGCCUCCGCGCUUUAGACCCAAAGUUGAUCUUCCCUCUCAGAGGAGAUCGCUGUCAUCCUCCAGCUCUAAGAAGAGUACCGGCACCCUUUCUCGUUCCCCAGUGCCAAGCGUCAACUCUGCUAUAGCUACCAAAAGGGCAGAAUGUUACAUGAUGCCUCAGGAGGGACUCGGCUUCAUGCUUUCGAGCAAGUACAGUACCCAAACAGAGUACAACCGAGCUCGAGGUUUCUCUCAUCAACCACUCACCAAAUCCCACGGCCAGCGACAGACUAAUGCCACAAGGCCUAGUAGCAUCAUUCACAGCUCCACAGCAGGCCACUCUGGAGUAACGCAGCCAUACGGAGGCAUUCUUCACACUUCAUCAUCCUCCCUGCCCUCAGAGGCUCGUGGGAAUGUGAAGCAGGAGCCAACAUCAGAGAUCCCAGAUAUGCCAAACAACAUCCUCAGCUUCCUGAAAAACUCCAGCCCCCAUGAACUGGCUGCCCUGUACCACCGCUGGGGUGCCACCAAUUCUCUUUUGGAUCCCACCGGGAUGCUGAGGUCUCUCAUGCGACAAGGACAACAUUUCUGCCACGAGUGUGGGAAGAAUUUCAGUCAGCCCAGCCACCUUCGUACUCAUAUGAGGUCCCAUACAGGAGAGAAGCCUUUCUGCUGCCAGCUCUGCCCAUACAGGGCCUCUCAGAAAGGCAACCUGAAGACACAUGUUCAGAGUGUCCACCACAUGCCUUUUGACAACAACCAGUAUCCAGAUUCAAGGAACUUGUUGCUGAGCCCUGAGGAGCAAGGAGAGUUCGGCCCAACGGCGACCUCACCAAAACAGAACUAGGGCUUCUCUUGGACAACUAGGCUAGUCAGGGACUCACAUCAACUGAAAAUGACAUCAUCACUUGGAAAAAUAGGAGGAUUUGAUCACCGUUGGAUUUUACGGAACGGUAAUAUGAAACAUUUUCCUCAUUUUAACUCACAUCUUAUAAUGAGGAUUUUCAAUAGUUCUUGUAGUUUGAGAGAGACCAUUUGUAAUGAAUAAAUACAAAUGGCUGCUCUUAACAAUACUAAAAUAACACAAUGGGUCAAAGUAGAAUUAAGUCACAAACCUUUUUACUCCACUUCUCGUAAAUGAAGGUAGAAAAUAAAGAUCGUGUAGUGUUGAAUGAUUCUUUCUGACGUCAUUACGUGGCUCAUGAUAUGCAUAUGAAAAUAUAUUUUUCAAUGCAACUACUGUGGCGUGCCACUGUAGUGGCCCACCUUUUUCUGGUUUUUUUUGUAUUUUUUAGGUACAUUGUACAUGAUGCAUCCCUCAUGCCAAUAUGCUACUGUCUAUAAUUUGCAAGUAACAUUUAACAAUUUUGUUAAUAAGCCAUGAUAAAAUUUAAUGACGUUUCCCUUCAAAACUUCAAGCAGAAACGAACAUAUUUGAGAGCAAACCAUCUUAAAAUUAACAUGAUUAUCAAUACAGUGGCUGAUAAAUGCUAUUUGCAUUGUAUAACUGAGUAAUCGAUUCAUCAUCACAGCCAUAGCCAAGACUUCCUCUGGGCUAAAAGCCAUUACAGUGUCUUGUGUUAGCCAGCAUGGGCCAAAGAGGUAAAGUCACUUGGCUCCACUCUUUAGUGACAUCUUAAGAGUGACCACUCUGAGCCGAGGGAUAUGAUUAGCGAGAAAGAGAGCGAGAGAGAGAGGGAGCGAGAGAGAGAGAGAGAGAGAGAGAGAGAGAGAGAGCGAGAGACUGCUCUAAUGCUCAUUAAAAAGAGUUGCUUUAUAAUAGCCAUUAUAAAUGAGUGUACCAUUUUUAUGGCCAUACAAUUAUUGUCAAUUGAAGAGGAAGGGGCUGAGUGCCGGCAAUUUCCAUCUAUAUAACUCCUUUAUAUUACUGAGCCUUUCUCACACUGACACUUUGACUUUGAUUUACAACUGCAAACCUGCAGUUGGAGCGGCCUGAUGACUCAGAUUAAAAUUACACAAAGUAAAGGCCAGAUGGUGCACUUUUGGAGGCAAACGUGCUUCUGCUAAUGCUAGCCAGCGGGAUUGCUUUACGCUAAACCGCUUUAGGCUAAUGGCCAAUGUAAUUUUAAUUGUGCUGCAAACCUUUUUUGAAAGGCCGAUGUUAAAAUCCCUCAAAUGCGUCAAGGCGUAGACAGCAGGAUGCUAGCUGUGGCUCACACCAUCAUUUUUUUGCUUCAAAGGUUUCUAAUUGGUGAUAUGUUUGACCUUUUAAUGACUUCAUCAACACAACCACUUCAUGAUGUCUGUAUCAAUCUGUUCUGGGUUACAGUACCUUAAUUUGGCCAACAGCUUUGUGUUAAUCACCAUUUGCACUGUAUAUUAUUAGCACUGUACAAAACCUGUGAUGACAGGUUCCGUUUUUGUUUCAUUACUGAAAGAGACUGAAUGACAUUCUCAGAACAGAGUGUUUUUUUGUUUUGUUUUGUUUUUUAAUGAUUUGUCGACCAGUGGAUUGGACGGGUGAAGUGAAGUAUGACAAGAUAUUCCUUCUUGGUCCCGCGGUGGGAACAGUCACAAUGGGACUUUGGGAUUUCCCACGAGGGCUAUUCUUUCAGCCAUGCUACCAAAUAGUGCUGUUGAACCGGACUGAAUUGUAAAGCAGGCACAGUCUUAACGCAAAUGCGGUUGCAUGUCUUUGUGAUUUGUUUUCCGAUCGACUGAAAAGGAAUGAUGAACAUCCAUUCAUGUGUUGUGCCUAGUCUUUACACAGUUUUUUUGUUUGUUUGUUUGUUUUGUGGGUUUUUUUUGUAUCCUCUCCUCGGGCUUGUCUCUUCAGCAACCUGCGAACUGAGAAAGCCAUGCCUUGACUCAUUGGAGAUAAGCAGAUUGUCACUUGUCAGGGAAUAUAAUUGUUCGAUACAGUUCUAUUCAAACCCGUUAACAUACCUAUGAGUGUAUUUUGAAACCUCAGUAGUUUUUUUCAAAAACAACAAAUGGAUGUAAUACCAAAUGGUUGUCAAAAGAUACAAACUAUGUUGUGUACCUUAAUAUGUCUAACGGUACACUUAAGUGUGUACUGAAGGGUGUGUGUAGUGAAAAUACUUGAAAAUGGAUAUUCUAGCCUUGUCCUGUAGAAUAGUACUAAUAAUACCCACAGUGUACAGAAUUCCCUUUAAGAUGAACUCCUCAGUUAGAAAUGUGUUCUCCGAAGUGUGACUUAGUGAAAGCGUGUCACUGGAGUGACUGUAAUAUGAAUUGUUAAUCUGUAAUCCAAUUUGACCAAAUUCUUUAUAUACAGCGGUAGAAACCAAAUGGCAUUAUUGGUGCACUUAGACUAGAAAACAACUUGAACUUUCCAUUCGCUUCAAUUCUAGACAAGGUUACUUUGAGAAUGCUAUCAUAGCAGUUGACAGCGAAUAGAAUUUGGGGCUUUUGAGGCUUUUUGCAUAGAUUUCAAUAACAGAUGAUCUUUUUUGUAAUGGCUGUGUGUCACACCAUUUUAGUUAUUUUUCCUCAUGGAAAGUUUGACAAGUCGAGGUGCAGCAGUGCUUAUUUUUCAUGAAGAUGUAAGAGCUUGUUUUUCGUCUCUCUGCUAAAUUGUAGGACUUUUGUCAUUAGCUCGCCAUGUCUGACCUCUGACGGGUUGUUUUUUCCCUUUGGUUGGCGGCUUAUUACAUAUUUUUAAUCGGGUGGUUGUUUUUUUUUUGUUUCUGCGAGCUUUUUAUUUGUAUUGAACCUCAUGAUUAAUGUUCCUAACGAGACCUUAUUAUUCCGAGUGUUUUGGUUGAAAUCUGUAUUUAUUAUCACUUCAAAAAGGACAAGAGGACAGAGGCAGGACAGGUGUUUGGUAAUUUUGAUUUUCGGGGUCAUUAUUCUGUGUUUAUUUUUUUUUUGUGUUGUCAUUUUCAAGCCAGCAAGCCGACGUGAAAGCUAUACCUCGUCUGAGCCAUUCUCAGUUCUGUUCCACGUUUGUAAAUGUCAAAAACCCCAAAUAAAGACACACAAAAUGAUAACUUUU